Messenger RNA from Carassius carassius (crucian carp), 1505 nucleotides. RefSeq names its product general transcription factor IIA, 1-like (gene gtf2a1l). The transcript has 9 exons. The coding region runs from base 62 to 1222 and encodes 386 amino acids. NCBI's taxonomy places the organism in Eukaryota, Metazoa, Chordata, Actinopteri, Cypriniformes, Cyprinidae. Gene Ontology annotation, biological process: transcription initiation at RNA polymerase II promoter; transcription by RNA polymerase II. Gene Ontology annotation, cellular component: transcription factor TFIIA complex. The record is from RefSeq and is a predicted model, not a curated record.
UUUAAAGAAGACGAGGGAGUCACAAACUCUUAAUUGACGGCCAGCUGUGUCCGCUGAAGGCAUGAUGCUGUCUAACGCCAACACUCUGCCGAAGCUGUAUCUGUCCGUCAUCGAGGAUGUGAUUGAGAGCAUCAGAGAGCUGUUUAUUGAUGAAGGAGUGGAGGAACGAGUGCUGGACAACCUCCGACAGCUCUGGGAGUCAAAGGUCAUUCAGUCUAAGGCUGUGGAGGGUUUCAUGAAAGACAGCAAUCCAUCCAAUUUUGUUCUGCAGCUUCCAGCGAACUACUCCCAGAGUCUCCAUAAACCCACCGUUGUCAUUCCAGCAGCUCCGAAUGUGCCGAGUUUCUCCUCCAAAGCAGGCAGCUGUGGCUCUGUGGCGACGUUCUCUCUGCCGGCUGGAAUCACGUAUCCGGUGCAGAUUCCUGCAGGCGUCACGCUGCAGACGGCCUCAGGGCAUUUCUAUAAGGUGAAUGUUCCUGUGAUGGUGACACGAGGAGCUCAGCAUGUGCUGAACCCGCUGUCUCACCCGGCGGCUGUGGCCCGCAGCAGCGCUCUGACCCAUCUGUCUGAGCCGGCUCCAGCAGCCUCGGUGUGUGAGACACCGCCGAACCGUCAGAUCACAGACGCAGCCUCGCUGUCCGCCUCUGACACUCCGGGCGAGUUCACGCUGGACGGCAUCGAGUUCAGCCCGCAGCUCGGAGACAUGAGCACUCCACCGGCUCAGGCUCUGUGCUCCGAUCACAGCAGUCAGCUGAACGACACCAGCUUCAGAGAGCAGUCCACUGCCCUUCCAGACCCACAGACAGAAGCUGCUCCUGACAUCAAGCUUGAGACAGAGCUGCAGACUGACCUCCAGUUCAACCAGCUGCUGGACAUCACACAGCUGGACGGAGUCGCUGACAGCAGCUCAGACACGGAGGAGGAAGAUGAUGACGAUGAUGAUGAUGACCUGGGGCUCGUUGGAGAGAAGGAGUUUCUGGGAAUGAUCACUGCCAAUGAAGAGGAGGAGCUGGAAGAGGAAGAGGAUCCGCUGAACUCUGGAGAUGACGUAAGCGAACAGGACAUCCCAGAGAUCUUUGACACCGAGAACAUCAUUGUGUGCCAGUAUGACAAGAUUCACCGUAGCAAAAACCGCUGGAAGUUCUACUUGAAAGAUGGAGUCAUGUGUUAUGGAGGGAAAGACUAUGUUUUCUCAAAGGCUGUGGGGGAGGCAGAGUGGUGACACACAUACUGCUUUACAAGUAUUUAUCUAAUCUUGCAUGCCAAUUAUAAUUUACAUCAUCUUAUGAUUGCAUUUGUAUUUCUUCAUAUGAGUUUGUGAUUGUAUUCUGAUACAGAAAAUAAUGUUGGUGCUUACUGAGUUAAAAAUAUAUAUUGAUAGAAUAAAAGUAAAAGAGAUGUAGUUUUUCAUCAUAUAAGGUUCCUUAUGUUUUUUGGUUAAGCUUGAAACUUUAAGCUGAGACAUUUUUGUUUAUUCUAAAACAAACAUUAAAAUGCUGAUUCCA